Messenger RNA from Scheffersomyces amazonensis, 3076 nucleotides. RefSeq lists its product as uncharacterized. Lineage: Eukaryota; Fungi; Ascomycota; Pichiomycetes; Serinales; Debaryomycetaceae. Bases 201 to 2996 code for a protein of 931 amino acids. The record is from RefSeq and is a predicted model, not a curated record. The transcript has a single exon.
CUAAGAUUUUCGCUAUCUUCUAGUAGCAGCACUAAAUAGUGAGUAGUAGCAGCACUAAAUAGUGAGCAAGUACCCUCGCAGAAAAAUUUCCCCAUUCGUACAACGCGAAUACAUCCAAAAAUCAGUAUGUAAACAAACCAAUUAAGUAAGAUGCAACAAACUUCAAACAUAUAUAAAACUCAAGAUAUACCCCAUAAGUGAUGGACCAGGAUCAUCUUGAAACCCAGAACAAAGUAGUGUCGAUGCCCAAGACUCCUCUCAAAGAAGUCAAUGGCCAAACGGCUAUUGAAAAAGCAGAUCUCACUAAUAAUAAUCCUAAUCUCACUACUACUACUACUACUACUACUACUAACAAUAAUAAUAAUAAUAGCUUUAACUUUAAUAGUACAACUGUUAACCAUAAUCAAGAUCAGACAUUCGAAAGAUCUGAUUCAAGUAGUCCCUUUAUAACUCAUCCAGAUAUACCAGUAGAUACUGACUAUUAUAAAAUUAAUCCGACAUUUCUACCAUCUCCCGAAGGUAGUGAAGAAUUCUCAGAAGUAUUAGACGAAAUUUCUAAUCAAGAAGAUCACAUAAAUAUUACCACCACAAAUGCCAUGGUUAAUUAUUCAGCCUCGAGUUUAUCGCGAUCUUUAUCAAAAUUAAGCACAACUGAUUUUAAAGAAGAAUUUAAUGAAGAAGAUGAAGAUAACAUUGAAAAUGAAUAUGAAAAUGAAUAUGAAAAUGAAAAUGAAAAUGAAAAUGACAUUAACAAUACUUUCCAUAAUUCCACUAUGGAUACAACAAGAUAUAAUGAUACUCGAGGACAAUUCGAUCAAGAUUUCGAUUUCAGCCCUACCAAAAUAAAAUAUUCUGUACCACUUCCCAAACAAUUAACUAGUAAUCCUACAACACCAUGGAAACGACUUAGAACUGCAUCUUCUAAUUCUCCAACUAAAUCUCAUGGAAAUUCUCCCCGGACAAAAUUACCAUCAGUAAAACAAUCAAUAUUUAUAAAAUCAGAUAAAGGAACUUUUGUAAGUGAAGAAAAUAAUGCAUCUACAGCAUCUAAAAUUGAUAGUUUAAAUAAACAAAUUGCUGGUUAUAGAAUGCAAAUGCAAUCUUAUAAAGAAUUUCUUCAAUUACUCAUAGAUAAAUAUAGUCAAAACGGUACUAUAUUAGAUGAACAUGAAUUAGCCAAUUUUCAAAGAGAUAUACAGGGACUAUCUCCUGCUCAAAGUACAAAAGCCAAUGAUUAUAAUAAUCUAGAAAAUGAUUAUAAUAAGCUCGUCAAUGAAUAUCAAGAAAUUCAUGAUAUUAAUAAUGAAUUACUUAUUAAUUUACAAAAUUUUGAACAGAAAAUCCAUGAGAAAGAUAUAUUAAUUCAUGAUAUGAAUCGAGAAUUUGAAGUUUGUACUGCUAUAGUAGAUGAAAUAAUUCAAAGAUUAAUUGCUGAUGCAAAUACAUCAGUUGAAUCUCGACAUUUAUUACUUAAAUGUUUACAAUCUAAUAAUAAUGACCAUAUUAUACCUUUAGAAGAUAAAUUACACACAUUAGAAAUAGAAUUACAAAAACGACUAGAAAGUUCGGGACAAAUAUCUCCUCCACCAUCUUCAGAUUCAAAUCAAAAUCAAACAAUAGAUCAUUUGAUUGUUACAAUCGAUGAUUUACAACUGAAAUUAGAUAAUCAAAAACAUGAAUCUGAGAAAUUACAAGAACUUCGUAAAGAAAUUGAUGAAUCACAAUCAAUGAGGCGGAAUUUCCAAAUUAUGUCACUGAAAUUUACAGAACUUUGUAAUGCAUUUAAUGAUAAUGGGGAUGGGAAGGAGUUGUUUAAGUUAAAAGAUGAAAAUGUAGAAUUGAAAAAAAUGACUAAUGAACUAAAUAUCCAAUUAGCCGAACUAAAAUUAAAAAUUCGUAAUAAUGAAUCUAAUGGUGAUCCAGAUACUGCUAAUAAAUUAUCAGAUUUAAAAGUAGAAUUCGAACAAUUAAAUAAUGCCUAUAUUAAAUUGAAAAAUGAAACUUCUGAAACUAUUACUACAUUAACUAGUCAAUUACAAAAGAGACAACAAGAAGUUGUACAAUAUAGACUUGAAGAACGAUCUCAAGAAAGGUUAAGAACCGAAUUAGAAGUGGCUGUAGAAAAGCAAAGGAAACUUAAUGCUGAAAAGAUUAAACUUUCAUAUUCUGUUUCAUCUUAUAUAGAAAAGGAGAAAGAAUUAAAAUCUACCAUUGAAAGUUUAUCGGAUAAAAUUACUAUACUUGAAGAACAAGCACAUAAUAAUCAUAAUAUAAUUCAUGAACCCUCUGGAAUUAGUGAACAUCAAGAAUAUUUGAAUAUUCAAUUACAGGAUAUUCUUGAAUUUGAUUCAAUUGAAUUUCAAAAAUUAAUUACAUCAUUUAAUAAAAUUGCCGAUGAUUCUUCAUUAAAACAACCUAUACGGAAAUAUGAACUUUUCCGUAAAACUAUGGCUAACUCUACUGUGUAUGAUCUUGAUCAUUCAAGUUUUGCAACCAUACGAGAAUGUCAUAAAACUAUAUUCAAUUAUUUUGUUAGAGCUAUAGAUAUUCUAGUAAAUGAUCAUAUUGGAUUCUUAUUAAAAGAAAAUGAUAAAGAAAACAAUCAAGAGUAUGUUAAAGAUCUUCAUCAAAGAAUCAAUGAAUUAAUAAAUGAUCGAAAUAUGUUACAAAAGCAAUUAGAUAGUUUUGAAAAUGAUGAAGUAUUUCCUAAGGAUAUGAUCAAUUUUAGUAACGACAACAACCACAAUCACAGUCACAGUCACAAACACAAACACAAUAAUAGUAAUAGUAACAGUAACAGUAACAGUAAUAACAGCAGUAAUGGUAAUGGUAAUGUAUUCUCACCAAUAUCCAAAUUGAGAAUCCAAGAACUAGAGAGAAGAUGGAAGGCAGAACGGGAAAGACGAGCCUAUGAGAACAAAGAAGCCAAAAGACGAUUUCAGGAAUUAGAAUCAGAGAAUGAAAGGCUAAGAGAUUUAUUAAGUAGACAGUAUUAAAAUGUGAAUUAGAGUAGAGUAGAGUAGAGUAGAAAUUAGAAAUUAGAAACUAAAUUUUUGCAGCAAUUGGUAAAUGCACG